This is a messenger RNA of Ipomoea nil (Japanese morning glory), 2665 nucleotides long. RefSeq names its product subtilisin-like protease SBT1.4. Gene Ontology annotation, molecular function: serine-type endopeptidase activity. Lineage: Eukaryota; Viridiplantae; Streptophyta; Magnoliopsida; Solanales; Convolvulaceae. Bases 113 to 2512 code for a protein of 799 amino acids. Gene Ontology annotation, biological process: proteolysis. The transcript has a single exon. The record is from RefSeq and is a predicted model, not a curated record.
CGAAAUAUCUCGGAACGAGGGAAGGAAAUAACCAAUAUGUGCCCUUAACGUGGCCCAACAAUCCACCAAUCAAAGCGUCUCUAUCUGGCUUUAUGCCCCCAUCUUCCCCUUUAUGAAUAUUCACUCAGUUCAGUCUCCAGCUAUCCAUUCCACUAUGUCCGGAGCUCACAGACUGGUAACUUCCAUGGCUGUUCCCUCUCGUGUUUCCUCCUUACUCUUCAUAUUCCUCUGUUUCGUUUCGGUCACAGUUGCGGUCUCAUCGGAAGGUUGGGAGACUUUUAUCGUCCUCGUUUCGAAAUCGGAGAAGCCACACGUCUUCUCCACUCAUCAUCACUGGUAUUCCUCCAUAAUCCGUGCCAUAUCUCCUCUCUCUCGCCACCCAUCUGAGCUCUUGUACUCGUAUGGCCGCGCCGCGAACGGUUUCUCUGCCCGGCUAACGCCCUUCCAGGCGUCUCAGCUACGGAGCUUUCCCGGCGUGAUCUCUGUCCUUCCGGAUAAAAUCCGGCAGCUCCACACCACCCACACGCCUCAGUUUUUAGGCUUGGCGGAAUCGUAUGGCCUCUGGCCAAACUCUGAUUACGCCGAUGAUGUUAUAGUGGGGGUUCUGGACACCGGAAUCUGGCCGGAGAGGCCCAGCUUCUCCGACGAGGGGCUAUCACCAGUUCCUUCCGGCUGGAAGGGUAAAUGCGAGGUUGGUCCUGAUUUUCCGGAGGCUUCGUGUAAUCGGAAAAUCAUCGGCGCUCGUGCUUUUUACAAAGGGUACGAAGCUGGUCGUGGAAGCCCGAUCGAUGAAUCUGAAGAAUCGAAAUCGCCUAGAGAUACGGAAGGCCAUGGCACACAUACUUCCUCCACGGCAGCUGGAUCUAUUGUUCCGAACGCGAGUCUUUUCGAAUACGCGCCGGGUGAAGCCCGAGGCAUGGCGAUAAAGGCUAGAAUAGCGGUUUACAAAAUUUGUUGGAGCUCAGGCUGUUACGAUUCUGAUAUACUCGCUGCGAUGGAUCAAGCGGUUGAAGAUGGUGUGCACGUGAUUUCACUUUCCGUUGGAGCGUCCGGCUACGCUCCGCAGUACUACCGUGAUUCCAUCGCGAUUGGAGCUUUUGGUGCGGCGGAGCACGGCGUCCUAGUAUCCUGCUCUGCUGGAAAUUCUGGUCCAGAUCCCUAUACUGCCGUGAACAUCGCGCCAUGGAUUCUCACGGUUGGUGCUUCCACUGUUGAUAGGGAAUUCCCGGCUGACGUGAUAUUAGGAGACGACAGGAUCUUCAGUGGCGUGUCGUUGUACUCCGGCAAAUCCCUAGGCGACAACAAACUGCCGGUAGUCUACGGUGGUGAUUGCGGCAGCAGGUACUGUUAUUCUGGUGCACUGGACACUUCAAAAGUCACCGGAAAGAUCGUGUUGUGUGAUAGAGGAGGCAACGCCAGAGUCGCCAAAGGAGCAGCAGUAAAAGAUGCCGGCGGCGUCGGAAUGAUCCUCGCUAACUUGGCCGAUUCCGGUGAAGAGCUUGUGGCCGAUGCGCAUCUGAUCCCCUCAUCGAUGGUAGGUCAAACGGACGGAGACAAAAUCCGUGAUUACGUGAGAUCCGAUCCAUCUCCAACCGCCACAAUCGAAUUUCGCGGAACCGUAAUCAGUUCCUCGCCGGCGGCGCCGCGAGUGGCUGCUUUCUCAAGCCGCGGCCCGAACAUCGUUACUGCUGAAAUUCUCAAACCGGAUGUGAUCGCUCCCGGAGUUAACAUUCUAGCGGGCUGGACCGGCGCCAUUGGUCCCACCGAUUUGGACAUUGAUACAAGAAGAGUGAACUUCAACAUUAUCUCCGGCACUUCCAUGUCCUGUCCUCAUGUGAGCGGAUUGGCUGCCUUGCUUCGAAAGGCCUAUCCAAACUGGACCCCAGCCGCCAUCAAAUCCGCACUCAUGACCACGGCUUACAAUGUGGACAACUCCGGGAGCAAUAUUACUGACCUUGCCACUGGCUCAGAUUCCUCCCCGUUUGUUCAUGGAUCCGGGCACGUUGAUCCAAACAGAGCACUGGAUCCGGGUUUGGUCUACGAUUUGGAAGUGAGUGAUUAUGUGAAUUUCUUAUGUACCAUUGGCUAUGAUACUUCAAAGAUUUCAGUGUUUGUGAGGGGGCCCUCUUCAGUGGAUUGCAGCUCUAGGAGUUUGGGCACACCUGGGGCUCUAAAUUACCCAUCGUUUUCAGUUGUUUUUCAAAGUCUAACCAACCAGGUAAAAUACAAGAGAACGGUUAAAAAUGUAGGGAAAGACAAAAACGUUGUUUAUGAGGUAAAAGUGAAUGCUCCUUCGGGUGUGGAGGUUAGUGUGUCACCGACCAAGCUGGUGUUUAGUGAGAGUACUGAUACGUUGUCGUAUGAAAUAACUUUCACUAGUGUUGGAUCGGAGAAUUUGAACGUUGUGAAAUCAACGUUUGGGUCGAUUGAGUGGACAGAUGGGGUGCACCUUGUUAGAAGCCCGAUAGCUGUAGUAUGGAGUCUGGGGUCGCAACCUGCAGUUUCAAUGUAGGUGAAAUUGGCCUGUUUCAUUCCAUAAGUGCACAAUGAACUGUGGCAUGUAGGUAUAGUAUUGUAAGUUUCUGUGUUGGGUUGUUUAUUUUGAACCACUGAAUUUGGAUGUUUUCAUUGUUGAUAUGAUGCAUGCUUGCUAUUAAGCUAUUGC